GUACAGCUGAGUACUUACAGAUACCUCGGAGAAAAUAGUGGCCGUAAUUUGACACGUAGGACAACGUGUCUUCAAGCAACGACUUUUAAACUGCGAACACGGUUAAACUGGACUUAAUUUGACGAAGUUUCGACUUGCUAGUUCGGCCUAUUAGAACUGUGUCCCAUCCUGACAGGCGGAAUCACCUGGCCGAGAGCGUUUACAGUUUCCUUCCGCCGCUGCAUUAUGUCAAAACUACUAGGCAGCACAGGUGUGUCGCUGCUGGGGGACAAGACGCUGGACUUUUACCGGAACCCGGUUAGCUUCUGCCAGGAUAAGAUGGAGAAAUACGGCAGCAGAGUUUUUCAGAGCCGCCUAAUGAACAGACCUACCACCUUCGUGUGCUCGGCUCAAGGCAUGAGAGAGCUGCUGUGCGAGAAGUCCAAUGUGUUUCUGAAAGAUCCGACUGAUUUGAUGACCAAUAUGUACGGUGACACCCUUGUUACCACUAACGGUGAGGAGGCAUGUCUUCUCCGUCUGUCUCUCACCACACUGUUUACAGGAAAUUCUUUAGAAUCGUCACGUGAUUACAUCAACAGUGUAUGCAAGUGCUGUCUGAAGGAUCUCGCCCUCAGCGGGCAGCCACAGUUUGUGUACACUGUGUUCAAGCGUCUGGCAACAGAGUUGGUUUUAGGACUUUUCUUGAACGUCCGUCCGAGCGAGCAUCCAGAACUUUUUCAGAAAAUCACACAGCUCUGCACUCAGCACUGGCACGGUUUGAUCUCUGCUCCAGUCAAUGUAAAGGUUCCUUUAUGGUCAUCAGGAUUUUCCAUAGCUUUGGAAGCCAGAGAGCAGUUGAUGGAAAUCAUCAAACACAAACUGGAGAACGAAACAGACGGUUUUGUGGGCUCCCUGAAGUCACUGCCACUGCCCAGCUCCAGCUGUGCUUCCCAGCAUCUCCUGCUGUUCAUCUCUGCCCUCAUUCCCAAAGGUCUGGCGUCACUACUCACCUCGUUCACUUUGGCUCUCAGUGGGAAAGAACAGGAGGAAACUCGGCGGCGAGCACUUAUGGAUGCUGAUUAUCUGGAAGAAGUCCUGCUAGAGGUGCAGAGGCUCUGGCCUCCUUGCAUUGGUGGACGCAGGAUAGCGGAAAAGGACACAACCCUUGCAGGUUUUCAUGUCCCAAAGGGUUAUGCUGCAGUCUAUAUCAAUCAUUCCGUCCAUCGGGACCCAGAGGUGUUUGAACAGCCUGAAAGCUUCCUGCCAGAGAGAUGGAGCGGAAGGAAUGCAGACCACAAGCACAUCAUCUGUUCCUUUGGCAGUGGACCUAGAAACUGCAUUGGUAUCAAACUUAUGGACGUCUUCUUUAAGGAGGCGUGCACUUACCUCUUAAAGCACUAUGACUGGUGUCUGGAUCCGCCAUCACAAAACCUGGACUACAAAUGGCUGCCUAUAUCUCGGCCUGCCAACCCCCCAACCAUCUCCUUCGCAAGACUGGACCCAACUCGAACCGACGGGACCAACAGCACAUAGUAAAAACACAAAAACAUUUGGGCACUAAAAACUAAACACAAUAAGGGGAGCCUACAUAUCCUCCCCUGCUGCUCAUAGUGCACAAAAUCAUCAUGGGAAAACUGCUUGAAAGAUGUGUACUAAAAAAUUAAUACAUUGAUGUUGGUACUUAGCACAAUAAUAAGACUAGUUGUCUUAUAGAAAUAAUCACCAUACUGUAGCCGUCAUGCAGCACAACUCCUUAAUAUGCUUUCCAUUCUGCAGUAGUUAAAGCACACACACACACACGUUCACAAAGGUAAACCCUCAAAUUCCAUCAGUGACUUCAAACCUGCCCCGACCCACUCACGCUUCACCACCUAGCAACCAGCUCUGCUUAGCAACAUUUCGUCAUAUUGACUUACUUCCUUUUUAGUAUGCACACACACACACACACACACACACACACACACACACACACACGCACACAUAGACUAACUUGGUUAUUUUUGAAAGGGUGCGCUUGCCAACGAACGUGUCUUUUGAAUGUGUCUUGUGAAUCACAUGUAAAAGAUGCCAGAAGGUGUUUCGGAGCUACUUUUAAAAUAACCUGGAAAAAAAGCUGAGGUUUAUUUUCAGCUUAUGAAUCAUUUAGCAACAAGAACAACUCAUAUUUAAUGUCAAUUACCUACAAUUAACCAAUAAUUAGUUCUAAAUGAAGAAUCAAUAAUUAUUGUUAUACAUAGAUAAAGAAUGACUUUAAUUGGGUCAUGUUACAUGUUGGCACAGUUUGAUACAAUCAUAAGAUGUGUAGAAACAUUUUAAUGUGUUUAUGUUUUUAUGAGUUUGACUUAAAAAAUAUAUAUUCUACAAAAGGUCAUUGUUUUUGUUUCCUCUUAAUUUUUCAGUUUUAAUAUUUUUUUAAAUAUCAUUUACUCAAGCUGUCAUUUGGGUUGCUGAAAUACAUAUUGUUUUCUUAUUUUACUGUAUAAGACUAUUUGCUAAAAACUAGGGCUGUCAAAAGUAAUGCAUUAAUGCAAAUAAUCCAUCAUUAUUAUUAAUCUGAUUUCAAAAUGUAAGUGACAGGCUGCAAAAGCCGACACGUCAGUAUGAACAAACAGCACGUUUGUUCUCUUGAUGUGAAAUUGGACUAUACAAAAAAACAUGACGGAACAGUGGACCAACUUUAUGCACACCCUGCAGGAAGAAGUUUACUUUUCACCACAACACGUCCAUCUUGAAAUAGCACAUUAAUGCCACAAUACGAAGGUCCUGAGUAGUCCUGAGUUCAAUCCCGGGCUUGGGAUCUUUCUGUGCGGAGUUUGCAUGUUCUCCCUGUGACUGCGUGGGUCAGUGGCGUGCGGUGAGGUUAAUGUCUGGUGAGGCACUGCAUCAUCACAGUCAGAUUUACAAACAUAUGAACCCUAAAUAGUAUCUUAUUCACCAUGUGAUUGGCAGCAGUUAACGGGUUAUGUUUAAAAGCUCAUAACAGCAUUCUUUACACAACUGUAGCACACAAAAAAGCACAUUUAAUAAAAAAAACAUUAUUAUGGUCUUACCUUUCUUGCUGGACAUCCACACAGGCAGCCUUUGCGUGUGUACCACGCCGUUUGAAAAGAACGGGUCUUCUGUCCCGAAGUCAAAAGCAAACCUUUUAGCUCCGGCGUUGGUCUACCUUUAAUUAUUACCUCCUGCUUCGAUUGAAAGUCCAGUUUAGAAAACUGUUUUAUUUUACAUAUGUAAUCCUCCAUGUUUUUAAUAAAAGUCCAGGCGAGAGGAAAUAAACAAUCGCUGCACUAAUUGACUUGCAAACUUUUUUCUUUUUUUUCUUUUUUUUCUUCUGCGGCCGAGGAAUGAUCUCUGGGAUCACUACCGCCCUCUGCCACCAGGAGGCCGGAUUACUGCGAGCCUCAACCAGUACGUCUUUUGCAGCAGAUUUAUGAAUGCUCAGCACAAGAAAUACGUUACACACAUACAGUUUUUGACAAAAUACACUGUACAUUAUAUACCUCAGCUAACUAAACUAUGCCAUAGUUUAGUUAGCUGAUAUAAUUCAUAUAGCAAUACAGUCUCACUGCACAGCAGCUCAGCAGUUAGCCGAGUCAUUGUGCACAAUCCAUGUUUAGGCACAAAUCAGUGACGUGCCUCAACUGGCUGCUGAUCACCGCACCGUCUCUUCUCAGUAUUUGAACAGCAAAUGUGAAAAUAAAAAUUAUCUAAAACUGGUGAAGUUAAAUGGAAAAUAACUUAUAAUCACUGGAUACAUAUAACAAUUUAAUUUUUUCUUUUUCUUUUUACAUUUUUUUUCUUUCCAUGAUGGCAGGUGAGGACCCGCCUCCCCUGCCUCUAGUGACUGCACGCCACUGGCGGGGGUUCCCUCCGGGUACUCCGGCUUCCUCCCACCUCCAAAGACAUGCACCUGGGGACAGGUUGAUUGGCAACACUAAAUUGGCCCUAGUGUGUGAAUGUGAGUGUGAAUGUUGUCUGUCAAUCUGUGUUGGCCCUGCGAUGAGGUGGCGACUUGUCCAGGGUGUACCCCGCCUCCCGCCCGAUUGUAGCUGGUCACACCUGGUGUCAAUCAGCCAGCUUCUAUUUAAACCUGCCUUCCCCUCCAGUCAGUGCUGGAUUAUUGUCAUUCCUACUUGUCGAUGUCAGUGUAGCUGUAAGCGGUAGCGGUAAGCUAUAUAUUGUAGAUGAUUGUAGCUUGCUGUCUUUUUGUUCCUCGUCUUCCAGUUCCUGUUUUCCUGGCAUCCUGUUUCCUGUUCCUAGUUUCUGGUUUGUGUUUUUUCUUUAUAUUUUUGGACAUUAAAUGAUGUUUUCCCGCACAAUGCCUGCCGCCUUCUCUGCAUCUUGGGGUUCGUCACCAACACAAUGUGACAAACAGGUCCAUAUUAAUGUGGCUAAGGCCUUGGUCACACUGCAGCUUCAUUCCGACUUUUUUACCCAUAUCGGAUUUUUUCAUGUCAAUGUGAACAGCAUACUUGCCAACCCUCCCAAAUUUUCCGCGAGACUCCCGAAUUUCAGUGCCUCUCCCGGGACAACCAUUCUCCCGAAUUUCUUCCGAUUUCCAGCCGGACCUGAGUGAGGACAGCCUGUCGUCACGUCCACUUUUCCUCCAUAUAAACAGCGUGCCGGCCCAGUCACGUUAUAACAUCUACGGCUUUUGGAGCUCAGUGCACAACUGCACACACAACAAGAAGGAGACUAUUACUGUAUUUUCCGCACUAUAAGGCGCACCUAAAAACCUCCAAUUUUGUCAAAAGCUGACAGUGCGCCUUAUAAUCUGCGCC
Entelurus aequoreus (snake pipefish) is the source of this 4760-nucleotide messenger RNA. RefSeq lists its product as uncharacterized. Gene Ontology annotation, molecular function: heme binding; iron ion binding; monooxygenase activity. Lineage: Eukaryota; Metazoa; Chordata; Actinopteri; Syngnathiformes; Syngnathidae. The transcript is spliced from 11 exons. The coding region runs from base 226 to 1512 and encodes 428 amino acids. Gene Ontology annotation, biological process: sterol metabolic process. The record is from RefSeq and is a predicted model, not a curated record.